CCCGGCUUAACACAUCUAGCUGAAUAGAAAAUUUAAUCAUAAAAACUCAAGGCUUUGGAAAUAUAUUCGAUUACACAUUCUUUUUUCGUCUUAUUGUUUAAAUCGGAAUAGAAAAAAAAGAAUCGAAAAUGUUUUUGAUAUACUUCCUUUGUUAUAAUAAGAUUGUCAACGUAUUGGUUACGUAUUCAUUUGCAUAAGUAACAUGUCUCUAUAUAUAAAAAUUAAGUCACAUGAUUGUUACCUUGGCAUUAGUGCAUUCUUUCCACUCGACGCAUACUUCACACUAAAAUGAAGGAUUAUUAACAGUGGUACGCUUCAAGGUGGUUUGUCGGUUAAACUGCAAGAAUGGCUACUUGUUCCCUACAAACAAGUGAUGCAGGUCGCCAGAACUGGAUACAAAGCUGUGUUGCUUUGUGUUACACAAAAGAGGGCCUUGAAGAUUUUGUAAUGGAGGAGAGCACACAGUUUAAAAGAGACACACUGACUGCAAUAACACUUAAAAACCAAUUAUCUCCAGGUGCAACAUGUAAUUCUUGCACAACGGCUAAUCUGUUACAUUGUAAGACCAUUGGAUACUGUACACCCGUUGGAAGAUGUAAAGUUCACAAUGUGAAAGAUCCUGCGCGGAAAUCAGACAUCCCAUGCGUAAACAAUAUUUGUAAAGAUAUGAGAGAAAACAUUCGAAGGAAGCAUAGAUACUUCCAACCUAAUAAAAAUGAACCAUCGUGGACAAAUGCCGAUGCUACGAAAUUUUGUAGUAAUCCAUUUCAGAUUUUAAAAUGUUAUAUGCCUCCCGAAGGUUACAAAAAUAUACAGACCAUACAAGGGACUGACUUUAAUGGAAUUAUCAAUGUGACCAUCAACUGUACGAUAUUCCAGAAUAAGUUAGCUGCAAAACUUUUCCAAGACCAAAACGUCUUUGAAGAUGCACGUAAGAUAGGUCGGGCUAUUCGCCAUUCAGCCGAUCUUUCAGUAUCUGAUAUAGACCUAACCAAGCACAUCGACACUUUGAUACAGCUCCUCUCUGAUCCGAAAUAUUUAUUGUAUGACAACAAGGCUAAGGAAGCUGUUGUCAAAUUGCAAAAGUUGAAAGCAAAAGGUUUACCAUUUAACGAGGAAGAAAAUAAACGAAUUGCCGAUGCCUUGACUAGUUUUAUAAAGACUUCGGCGGCAGAAAAUAUUGAAAUGACAGAGAAAAUGAAGGAGCAAAUCACAUUGCAAUUCUGCACAUUACAGGAAGAGAUUCAAAAAUUGCUGAAAACUACCAAAACAAACUUCAAGAAUUACGUUAAAAAAGCUGUACAAAAAAUAGAACGUAAAUCCGAUCAUGUAUUGGACAAAAUUGAAAGAGCUGGAAGGGAAACAGAAACAAAAAUAAAUGCAGCUGCAAAGCCGUUUAUAACCUGUAUUGAUGUUAAGUACACGGGACAUUCGAGACAUUCAGUAACUAUUAGCGUCGGAAGCCCAGGAGAAAGACCUCGGAGUUUUAGAUCAUUUUCCCAUGUUUACACUGAAGAAAAUAUGAUGUCCCCGACAAGUUUUGAUUUCGAAUAUCGAUGUCUGUUUGAGGAAUUUAGGAACGAUCUUCUCCUCCACUAUGGAACGAUGUACUGCUCAGCAACAUUGUCACCCCUUAUAAAUGAUCAUAAUGUAGAACUUUCAAGUUUAUAUGUCGAACCAAAACUUCAACAUAUAGAUUUAUCGACGGAUCAUAAUCAGCUUGAAGAAACUUCUCCGGACACCUAUAUCAAAUCAUUUCGAGAUAUUUUCUUUAAUGGACCCAAUCAAUGUAAAAACAUUUAUAUCACUUCAAACGCUGCUGUAGGAAAGACAAUACUGUUGAAAAGAAUUUGCCAACUAUGGUGCAAGUCUCAAUCAAAGGAACAGUGUACUGAACAGGAAAAAGAAAAGGUUGAUGCACUGCGUCACUAUGAGUUUGUGUUCAUGCUGGCAUUAGAUGAAAGUGACGCCGAUAUUUGUGACAUUGACGAAAUGAUUCAAAAGCAGAUCUUACCUUAUUUAUCAAGACACGUACACUACUCGGAAAAAUUUCUAAUAGAGGUUUUACAUAAUCACAAAUGCCUAAUUAUGCUUGACGGGCUAGACAAAUGGAUCCAUCCAUGUAACUGUUCCCAAAAGUGUAAGACAGACCUCAUUCCAAGGAGGAAAGUUCGACCCUAUUGCACAAUAAUUACAACCUCCUCUCGAUGGAAGUUCAACACUUUGAUCUUAAAAGAUACACAAAUUGAUAGACAUGUGAACGUAUGCGAACUAGAUCAAAACACAUCUAGUGAGCUUAUUACAAAAGCUGUGUCCUUUAUGAAUAGCAAAACAAGAAAUAAAAAAUCAGAAGAACAAAUCAGAAAUAAAAUAGUUUCGUCUAAAAUUGAUAAAACCUUGCUAUUCAAUCCAUACAUCAUUUUGCAGCUUGUGUGUUUGCUGUUUGACGGCAUAACUAUAGGCAGAACUAAAUGUGAACAAUACGGCAGCAUGAUGAGUCUGAUAUUGGCCAGAUGUCGUGAUAAGAUAAGGUAUUUGAAUUGCAAUUUUCGUACUUCAGAACGGUGCCCACAAUGUUUACAGUGUCAUGAUGAAUGUAAGAGAAAUUUUGGGCUUCUCCUUUCUAUUGGAAAGUUAGCUUUUGGAACAUUAUUCAUCGAUAGCUCAAGUUCUGUAUUUGGAAAAGCAAUUAUAGAUAAUUACAUCUCAAAUGAAACUCUUGAAACAUGCUUAGAGCUUGGAUUAUUAAUAAAGAUAAAACCUGCAUUGCGAUAUUCUUCUAGGCAAUUCGUUUUCACGUUUCACAAUAAAUCACUUCAGAUGUUCUUCGCAGCACUCUAUGCACAAUCGGAACAUGGUCAAAGAAUAUGGAAAGGAACAAAACAAUCAGUCAUCCGUAGAUUCCACGGUACAUCUGAUGAUUCAGAUAUGCUUGAUUUCUUCCUGUUUGUAAAUGGGUUUAACCAAACAUUUUUGUGCAAAAUUAUUAAACCAUCAAUUUCAGCAGAAACAGAGGAUGGCAUUUUCAAAUUCAGAAAGUUGAGUUCCGUUGUAAGAUCUGCAGAUGAACAAUCCAAAGCUGUUAAAUUUUAUCAAUGUGUUGCAACUGAGUGUUUAAAUGAAAGCUUGGAGUGUGGUCAUGGUGAGGUAGCUUUUCAACUUGAAGACAUUAUCAUCGACUCUGAUACAAAGUCGGAUGAAAACAUUGAAGUUGUAAGACAUUGUGUCGAAAAAUACGUUUACCAUAUUAAAUCACUGUGUAUCAGAGAAUGUGCUUCUGGAGUUGAAGCUAAACGAAUAUUAAAUGGACUUGGUGUAAGAAAUAUACAUCAUCUCGAAAAGUUAGAGUUAAGGAGCAUCCCACCAGUUCUUAUUCUUCAGACAUUAUUGAGACAGAUUAAAGACACAUUACGUUGCUUAGACCUGUGUUCUUUCGAAUUUGGAAAAACAUCCUAUAUAUACCACAAUAGAGAAUCAAAAUUUGAACGUGAACAUAUAAAGAUAAUAUCACGUAUGAAAAGCUUGCAAGUCAUAACUCUUGCGUCAUUGCUUUUGGACCACGAUGAUAUGGAUUUCCUUCUUCUUUUCCUCAGCAGGAAAACUGAAAUGAAGCAGAUAGUUCUGUAUUAUGUCGAAUGUAGAGAGCAAAGAAAACAUAAUUGUAAAGGUCAUUUAUUAGAUUUGGAACUCCAUACUUAUCUUCAAGUUUUUGGAUUAGACCGUGUACCAGUGACGACAUUAAAGAUGAAUGCACUGAAUAUAGAGGAGUGCUGGAUUGGAAAGCUAUCUUCUCAUAUUUUAUCUCAGAUGUUUGCAGAUCUCCAAAGAUCAGUAAAACUUCAGACUUUGUAUUGUCUUAGACAUGACGAUAUUUGUGCAAUGCUAAAAUCCCUUCCAAAGUUUUAUCAAAUAGCUUAUAUAAACUUUCGAGAGAUCAACUUAGGCAGUAGAGUUAUAAGACUGAGUUCAAAAAAUGUGAGAUUGGUUACGUUAUCAGGUAUGACAAUGUCAACCACCGCAUUGCGAUAUCUUUUUGAUUCUAUAGAGCAUUUACAACAUGAGUUUGAUGUAUGUCUUGAAAACGUUACCGUGGAUGACACAAAAGAUUUCAGUGAAAUAAAAGAAAUUAUAAGAAAGUCUCCUAAGUUUACAGUUUACGUUGAUGGCGUAAACGUUCGCAAGCAACGUGUGUUCAAAUUUCGUAGAAUUAUCACAAGUGCUAAAGAUACCGACAGAAAAACAUUCAUUUUGUCGUCUGAAAGGAUGUAGGUGUUUGGUAAUAUAAACCACGUUGGAAAAUCACCAAUAAUGUCAAAUCAAAGCCGAAAAAUAAACUGGUAUCGGUAUACAAAGAAUGUAACCUGGAAAUAUAACAUUCAUAUAUUUUUGUGUUUGUCGCCAAACUUUCAACAAGGCUAACAAUGAGUCAAAUAAAAGACAUGAAAACCUUAAAGGACGUCAAGAAUGGCAAACGUUAAAAAAGUUAUAGGGUUUAUUUGAUUGAGCCUGUUCAUGGACUAUAGUGGUGCAGUCUACCGUUCACACCUCCUGGCAUCGGCAUAAUUCAACAUUGAAACGGGGAAUAGUGAAAUCUGGAUUUAUAAACGCCCGCAGAUGAGUUCAUACUGCGGUCAUUGAGGAAUUUUUAAUGUGACAUGCCGUUGCAAUUCUAUGAUAAGCAGCAAUACUUAAUUAUAAGAAAGCAGGCCUUACAAUUUCUCAGUUCACUUGAAAGAAGCUCGGCUGUGUGCUGUUCAUUUUCACUAAAAUGAAAGAAGAAAACACUCAGCGCCCGGCGAUGUAUAACAGUUCAGAUAAUAACAAUAAUAAUGUUUUCUUUACCAAGAAAAAGAAUGUGCUAUUUAUUUUAUUGAACCAUUGCUAUGCAACUGUGUUUUUUUGUAAUAUAUCCUUUAUAACUAUGAAAUUUAAAAGUUUGGUUUUCAUUAAGUGCAUUGAUAAUAAUAUGCCUAUCCCAAUGUGCUACUUACCUUGUUAAACUGAUGGUUUCAAUAAUUAUUGUAUUGGUUUUUGUAUAGGAUGGUCCCCUAUGGUACCAAUGUUCUUAUUAGUUCCAGCAAAUUGUACAAAUAAAAAGAACUUGUAUUUACUAUUUUAUUAAAUUGUGUCUAACUGUCGCAAGUUGACUUUAAAAUACACAUGUCAUACAUAGAGUAACUCAAUGAUUUAAUUAGAAACAUCUAUGGUCAGUCAGCCAUGUUUUGAGUGGGAGCUUAAACGGAGAGCACAAUGGUACCGUGGUAUGUUAGUUGAUGGCCCUUUU
Messenger RNA from Ruditapes philippinarum (Manila clam), 5284 nucleotides. RefSeq lists its product as uncharacterized. The coding region runs from base 346 to 4269 and encodes 1307 amino acids. The record is from RefSeq and is a predicted model, not a curated record. NCBI's taxonomy places the organism in Eukaryota, Metazoa, Mollusca, Bivalvia, Venerida, Veneridae. The transcript is spliced from 6 exons.